UGCCGAGCUGAGGCUGGAAGGGAGGGAAGGAGCAGAACGGUUUUGGGCGGCGGUGGGGCAGGUGCGGGGUUGGGGAGGCUCCGAUGAAUUAAGGGCCUGAGACCGGGGCGCGAGGGGGAAGGGCCGCCUCAUGCCAGGGCCGCGUGGCCCCAGCCCUCGGCCCGCCCUGGUGCUCCUGGGGCUGCUGCUCCUACCGCUCUGCCUUCCAUUAAGGGAGCCAGAGGAGGCGGAGGGGAGCCUAGGGCUUGUUGGCGCUGCCGCCCUCCCGGUGCUGGCCGACGUGACCGUGGAGGACGAUGAGACCAGCGGGGUGGCGGAGGAAGGAGGAGGAGGAGGCGGGGAAGCUCCGGCCCGGAGCACCAGCAGCUGCAGAUCAUUGGUAAUUAUAAGUACUUUGGAUGGACGGAUUGCUGCUCUAGACCCAGAAAACGGUGGUAGAAAACAAUGGGACCUAGACGUGGGGUCCGGUUCUCUUGUCUCAUCUAGUCUCAGUAAACCAGAGGUCUUUGGGAAUAAAAUGAUAAUACCUUCCUUGGAUGGAGACCUUUUCCAGUGGGAUCGUGAUAGAGGAAGCAUGGAAGCUGUUCCUUUCACUGUUGAAUCUCUUCUUGAAUCAUCCUAUAGAUUUGGUGAUGACGUUGUUCUGGUUGGUGGGAAGUCCUUGACAACAUAUGGGCUGAGUUCAUAUUCAGGAAAGGUGAAGUACAUUUGCUCAGCGAUGGGCUGUCGUCGCUGGGAUGAUGACGAGAUAGAACAGGAAGAUAUUCUUCUUCUUCACCGAACCCAGAAAACAGUUCGUGCUGUUGGGCCCCGCAGCGGCAAUGAAAAGUGGAAUUUUAGUGUUGGUCACUUUGAGCUGCGCUAUGUUCCAGACGCAGAAACAGGAGUGGGAUUUAUUGAAGGCAAUUUAAAAUCAAAUCUAAACAAAGAUGAUUCUAAAAUUAUUUCGGACGUGGAAGAACAGGAGGCUGUAAUGGAGGAUACAGUGAUAAAGGUCUCAGUAGCGGACUGGAAGGUUAUGGCAUUUAAUAAGCAGGGAGGACAUCUGGAAUGGGAAUAUCAGUUUUGUGCCCCAGUUGCUUCUGCAUGGCUUGUUAAAGAUGGCAAAGUAAUUCCAAUCAGUCUCUUUGAUGAUACAAGCUACACCUCUGGUAGUGAUAACGUAGAAGAUGAAGAUCUUAUGGAAGCUGCAAGAGGAGCUACUGAGUCCAGUGUCUAUUUAGGUAUGUAUGGAGGUCAACUGUACCUUCAGUCAUCAGUCAGAAUUUCUGACAAGUUCCCAACCAAUCCUAAGGCUUUGGAGUCCAGGAAUGAUAAGGCAGUCAUUCCUUUGCCCAUAAUCAAGUGGAAACCCUUGAUUCACUCUCCAUCUAGAACUCCUGUGCUUGUGGGAUCUGAUGAGUUUGACAAAUGCCUCAGCAAUGACAAGUUUUCUCAUGAAGAGUACAGUAAUGGUGCCCUUUCAGUCCUGCAGUAUCCAUAUGAUAAUGGCUAUUUCUUGCCCUACUACUCAAGAGAGAGGAAUAAGCGAAGCACUCAGAUCACAGUCAGGUUUUCUGAGAGCAUGAACUACAAGAAUAUCCGUAAAAAAGAUCCCAUUCUGCUUCUGCAUUGGUGGAAAGAAAUUGUUUGCACCAUCUUAUUCUGCAUUGUGGCAACUACCGUCAUUGUGCGUAGGCUUUUCCAUCCCCAUUCUCGCAACCGACAGCGAAAGGAGUCUGAAACCCAAUGUCAGACAGACACGAAAUAUGAAGUUGCUGCAGGACAGGCUAAAGAUAACACCUGGGCUGACUUUAACAACUCUGGCUAUGUAUCAAGAUAUCUAACAGAUUUUGAACCAAUUCAGUGUUUGGGUCGUGGGGGAUUUGGAGUAGUUUUUGAAGCCAGAAACAAAGUAGAUGAUUGUAACUAUGCUAUUAAAAGAAUCCGUCUACCAAAUAGGGAACAGGCUCGUGAGAAGGUGAUGCGUGAAGUUAAAGCCUUAGCAAAGCUUGAACAUCCUUGUAUUGUUCGUUAUUUCAAUGCUUGGCUAGAAGCACCACCUGAGAGCUGGCAAGAAAAAAUGGACAAACUGUGGCUAAAAGAUGAAAGUAUUGAUUGGCCACUCAGUUCUCCCAGUCCAAUGGAAGUGCCAACAUUUAAAAUUAGAACUGAGCCAUUUUCUGCAAAGGAGCAGAUUGAAGUUAUUGCUACACCUAUAGAAAGGAAGACCUUACUCUCUGUUGGGAUACCUUGUGGCCAAUCAGAUUCAUCAGAGAGCCAAUUUUCCCCCCUGGAGUUCUCUUCUGUUGAUAACAGAGACUUGAGCCAGAUGGCAGAUCCUUUGUCAAACAUGAAAGACAGCCUCCUCACUGACUGUGAUAUAGAGCAUAGUACAGUUGAUGAAAAUGAUCCUGGACAUUCCUUUGAACUUUGUCUUCCAGCUGCACCAAAAGUAAGGGUGAGGGAAAGGACCUCUUCAUCUAUUGUUUUUGAAGACUCUGGUUGUGACAAUGCUUCUAGUAAAAAGGAAAACACUGGUGAUUUACUUGAGGAUAGCCACUCUGGAGAUAAAGAACCAAGCACAAAAGGAUGUAGUAAUAGGAUGUCGUCAUCAGCAAGUCCUUUGUCUGUUUCUCCACCAAGACCAACAACAUUAAGUUUGGACCUCUCUAAGAAUUCUGUACGAAAACCCAUGCCUACUACACCAAAAGUGUACCUUUACAUCCAGAUGCAACUCUGUAGGAAGGAAAACCUCAAAGACUGGAUGAGCACAAGAUGUACUAUAGAGGAAAGGGAACGGACAGAGUGCCUGUUGAUAUUCUUACAGAUAGCAGAAGCUGUUCAGUUCUUGCAUAGCAAAGGAUUAAUGCAUCGAGACCUCAAGCCUUCCAACAUAUUUUUCACAAUGGAUGAUAUAGUAAAAGUUGGGGAUUUCGGGCUAGUGACUGCAAUGGACCAAGAUGAGGAGGAACAGUCUGUUCUAACACCAAUGCCAACAUAUGAUAGGCACACUGGACAAGUUGGGACCAAGCUUUACAUGAGUCCAGAACAGGUCUAUGGAAAUGCUUAUUCACACAAAGUGGAUAUCUUCUCUUUGGGUCUGAUUCUGUUUGAACUCCUUUACCCUUUCAGCACUCAAAUGGAGAGAGUCAGGACAUUGAGUGAAGUAAGGCACUUGACUUUUCCUACCCUAUUUAUUCAGAAGUAUCCACAAGAGUAUGCAAUGGUAAAGCACAUGCUCUCUCCAAGUCCUACGGAAAGACCGGAAGCUGCAGACAUUAUAGAAAACCCUGUAUUUGAAGACUUGGAAUUCCCAGCAAAACCUGUGCUGAGACAGAGAUCACGGACAAUGAGUACCUCUGGAAUGAAGCAUUCAAGAUAGUUGACUAAAUAAUCUGGAAUAAGUACGACGAAUCAACCUUAUUGUGGUCAGUUCAGCAGGAGGAUUCAGUGUCAAGCAGUAUCCCUGGAACAUUCCCAUUCUCAGCUUUAUUUUCUCAUGUCAUAUUUAUGUCAGCUAUCUUUGGAUGGAGCUAAGAAUUUGUUUAAUAUUUUCAGUUCUCUUGAAGCAAAUGACUUUCACUUCAUAUGAUGGCGUAUUUUAGUCCUGAUACGCUCUUUAGUGUGUCGACUUUGUAAAUAUUGUCUAGGAAAUUGAGAAGGAUAACUAUUAUGUAAAUAGAAUUAAAUUCUGUAUUUUUAUAGAACCAGUUGGUCUCUAACCCUGACAUAUAGUCUUGAUUACAUUAAGACAUGAUGAUGAUCUUAAAGUAAACUAAAAUAUAAAAGCCUCUAUUUUGUCCCUGGAGGAUGACAUGCACAAUGAAAAUGGGUCUACUGUGAUUAGCCAGUUGUAGAGCAAUUGUGAUUUGUUUCUAUUCAGUAGAGAUUGUUAAAAGUUUUUUAGAUGAUGAUGGAAAAAGAUUUGGCAGGCUUGAAACGCCACAGUAACAAAUGAUGCAUUUAUUCAAAUUUUUGUAAUUCCUAGAACAUAGUGUCCAAUGUUAACUAGCAAGCUUGUAAUAAUCAGGUCUUAACAUAUUUCUUAAAUAAGAUGAUCUUGCUUGAUAACAUCUUUUCAUUGUAAAUAUGUUAAUUUUUAUUUAUAAAAUGGCAAAUCAAUCCUUUUGGGUUGGUGGUGUACAGUAUGCACUUGGAACAAUUGUUAGGUGCAUUUAAUUACUGCGACUUCUUUCAAGUCUGAUUUAAUAAAAUCUUUUUUAUUUAAA
Molecule: messenger RNA, 4211 nt
Organism: Sceloporus undulatus (fence lizard)
Lineage: Eukaryota; Metazoa; Chordata; Lepidosauria; Squamata; Phrynosomatidae
Gene: EIF2AK3
Product: eukaryotic translation initiation factor 2 alpha kinase 3
Exons: 17
Coding region: 131-3364 (1077 amino acids)
Biological process (GO): protein phosphorylation
Molecular function (GO): ATP binding; protein kinase activity; protein binding
Source: RefSeq, a predicted model, not a curated record